This is a messenger RNA of Schistosoma guineensis, 969 nucleotides long. Lineage: Eukaryota; Metazoa; Platyhelminthes; Trematoda; Strigeidida; Schistosomatidae. The record is from the annotation of a GenBank genome assembly.
CAUACUGUCAGUUUUCAGCACAAGAAUCUCUUCAUACAUACAAAUAAAACAUACGAAUACUGAAGAGAAACUUUUUUUUAAAAAAAUUUUUACCCAUGGAUAAGUUUAUGUUUUCAUUUUUACAAACUGAUAAUAGUAAUAAUAGGAGAAUUGAAAAUAAUUCGAGGUAGACAACAACAACAACAACAAGAACAAAAACAACAACAGGAGUAACAAUCGUUCAUUGAGGCAGGGAACCAAGUCAAUCUGAAUUGAAGUUCACAAGAGAAAUUUCUUGAAUUAAUUACAUAUUUGUGCGUAUUGCAUGAAAAUGAAAGAAGAAAAAAAUUAUCAAACAAAAACAACUUUUUUUGAUUAAUCAGUGUAGUUUUAUCUUCUCUUUCUAAAAUGAUAUGAAUGAUCCAAAAUGUCAAUUUAUGGAUGAAGCCGAAUGAAAAAGAAAACUCAUCCGUACUUUAUUAGUUGAAUAAUAAUAAAUCAUUGUGAAGAUGAUCUUAGCCCCCCCCUCAACAACCACAGUAGUAAUAUUAAUAGAGAGGGAGGGAGAGAGAUAAAAUUGAUUUUACUCAAAGCAACAAUAAUACAAUUGUGUAUUAGUAAACAUACAAAUGAAUGUUGAAUACACAAAAUAAUGGAAUUGGAUAAAAUUCGAAUGAAUAAAAACUUUAUACACAGAAAAAGGUACCAAGAUGUAUAUCGUCAUAAACACACAACCGGGUAUUGUUCUUCUUCUAUUCCCUCUUACUUGUAUUUGAACAGCUUACAAAUUAUAUGGAUGGGGGAAGAAGAGAAGUGUAUGUAGAACGAUUUAUAGGAGGGGGGUUAACUGAUGAUGAUGACGACGAUGAUAAUAAUAAUAAUAAUAAUAAUAAUAAUAAUAAUAAUAAUAAUAAUAAUAAUAAUAAUAAUAAUAUUUGGCUUAAACGUAUUCCAAAAAAAGUACAAAAUCAAACUGAAUGUGAUUCUUAA